This is a messenger RNA of Malassezia japonica, 2214 nucleotides long. RefSeq names its product Translation initiation factor 3 subunit b (gene PRT1). Gene Ontology annotation, cellular component: eukaryotic translation initiation factor 3 complex. Bases 1 to 2214 code for a protein of 737 amino acids. The record is from RefSeq and is a predicted model, not a curated record. The transcript has a single exon. Gene Ontology annotation, biological process: translational initiation. Gene Ontology annotation, molecular function: RNA binding; translation initiation factor binding; translation initiation factor activity. NCBI's taxonomy places the organism in Eukaryota, Fungi, Basidiomycota, Malasseziomycetes, Malasseziales, Malasseziaceae.
AUGGAGCGCGAGCUGGGCGACAUUGACUACUCGGAUAUCGAGGCGAAGUAUGAGGUGCCGUUCGAUGAUAGUCUCGAUAAUGUCAUUAUCAUCAACGGUAUCCCCGUGAUCACUUCAGCGAAGCAGCAGAAGCUGUUUGAGGCCAUCCAGAAGCGUUUCCGCACCCAGGCCGAGAUCGAGGUCCCGCUGGAGUGCAUGCACAUCCAGUACGGUGACAGCGGCGACUCGAAGGGCUAUAUUCUGAUGGAGCUUGCGAGUGGCGAUGAGGCGUCGCACGCCAUCCGCACGAUGGACGGCUACGCAUUCGACAAGAAGCACCACUUUGUCGUCACACGUUUCUCUGACAUUGAGCGCCUCGUGAAUAUGGACGAGACGUACGUCGACCCCGAGGAGGAGCCAUACAAGCAGCGCGGCCACCUGCGUUCGUGGCUCGCCGACCCCGCGGGCCGCGAUCAGCUCGCCAUCUGCGUCGGCGACGAUGUCCAGAUCGCCUGGCACAACCGCUCUUCUAACCCCCAGGUGGCCCACAGCCGGACGCGCUGGACCGAGUCUUAUGUGCAGUGGUCGCCGCUCGGAACCUAUCUUGCUACGUUCCACCUGCAGGGUAUUGCGCUCUGGGGUGGCGCCGCCUGGGAGCGGAUCAUGCGAUACCCCCACCCCGGUGUGCGCCUGGUGGACUUUAGCCCCGACGAGAAAUACAUGGUGACCUGGUCGCCCGAGCCGAUUCAAGUGCCGGAGAAUGCGCCGCAGGGUCCCCAGUUCUUUGCGCCGGAGGACGAGGGGAACCGCGUGGCUGUGUGGGAAGUGCGUACGGGCCACCUGCUCCGUACCUUCCCCAUCCAGCAGGAGGAGCAGCUCGCUGAUGGGCCGCCGGUCAAGGGCUUCUCGUGGCCGUUUUUGAAGUGGAGCGGUGACAGCAAGUACUGCGCCAAGGUGACGCCCGGCAAGUUUAUCAGUGUGUACCAGGUGCCGAGCAUGGGCCUGCUGGACCAAAAGAGCAUCAAGGUCGAGGGUGUGGUCGACUUUGAGUGGUGCCCCCUGGGCGACAAGGACAAGGAGGCGCUAGAGAUCUGGAACGAUGGCAAGAACAAGGACCUGCCCAAGAGCUUCAAGAAGCCGCGUGACAAUAUGCUGUGCUUCUGGCAGCCUGAAGUCGCCAACCAGCCCGCACGCGUGACGGUGAUGAGCCUGCCAACCCGCGAGGUCCUCCGGUCGAAGAACCUGUUCAACGUCGCGGACUGCAAGCUGCACUGGCACCCCCAGGGCGACUACCUCUGUGUCAAGGUCGACCGCCAGACCAAGACCAAAAAGACCGUCUUUUGCAACUUUGAGCUCUUCCGCAUGCGCGAGAAGGACUUCCCGGUCGAGGUCGUGGAGCUCAAGGACCCGGUGAUUGCGUUUGCGUGGGAGCCGCAGGGCUCCCACUUUGCCGUGAUCUCGUCCAACGACCCCAACUUUGGCGUCGUGGCGCCGGGCAUCUCGCUCAAGACGCAGCUCAACUUUUACCACCUGCACCCGCGUGGCAACUUCCGCAUGCUCAAGUCGUUCGACAACAAGACUUGCAGCUCGCUCUUUUGGUCGCCUCGCGGCCGUCACCUGCUCACCGCCACGCUCGGCUCCACGCAAAAGUUCGAGCUGGAAUGGUACGACGUCGACUUCAACAACGAGGCGCGCCAGAACGCCAACAACCCCGAGGUCUUGGAGGAGGUGAAGCAGAUUGGCAAUGCCGAACACUACAGCAUGACCGACGUCGAGUGGGACCCGAGCGGUCGCUACGUCACGACGAGCGCCAGUCUCUGGCGCCGCUCGACCGAGCACGGCUACGCGAUCUGGGACUUCCGUGGCACCGAGCUGCAGAAGCAUAUCAUUGAGCAGUUCAAGCAGAUCCUCUGGCGCCCGCGGCCCAAGACGCUCCUCUCGAAGGAGGACCAGAAGCGCGUUCGCCGCAACCUCAAGGAGUUCUCCAAGGUCUUUGACCAAGAGGACGAGGCCGAGGAGAGCAGCCAGGCGCUUGCGCACCGCGAAGUCUACCAGCGCAUGGUCGAGGAGUGGAAGGCGUGGCGUGCGCGCAACCGCGAGGAGCUCGAGAACGCCAAGAAGGAGUUCAACACCGACACCGCUGGGCCCAGCGCCGAGCAGCUCCAAAAGGAGAGCACGGAAGAGGUGCAGGAAUGGGUCGAGGAAGUCCUCGAGGAGACCGAGGAGGCGGUCUAG